Molecule: messenger RNA, 11835 nt
Organism: Octopus bimaculoides (California two-spot octopus)
Lineage: Eukaryota; Metazoa; Mollusca; Cephalopoda; Octopoda; Octopodidae
Product: transmembrane protein 245
Source: RefSeq, a predicted model, not a curated record
AACAUGUUAUAAAGAAAACGCACUGCGGAACAUUGUGAAGAAAUCUAUUGAUUUUUGUAUGACACCGUUGUUAUUUACUUCGGAGCUUAAUACAGUUUCUGUAGUCUGUCUCCUCGCCGAUUCUCAGUCACCGAUCACCACCACACACGCUAUUGCUACCAUUACUAUAAUGUAAUUGUUUAGAAAGUGACAACCGUAUUUGUGUACAAUAACCUCCCCAGCAACAGCAGAAGAACAUGGCUUCGCCGUCGUUUGAAUACUUUCGAUCCUCUUUCGACAAUGUGUUUCAGAUACUUCCACAGGGUCACGAAAAAGCACUGAAGAAGGCCCUGUACAACACAGCGGCCAACUUCUUCGUUAUAUUCGCUAGUUUGGUAUUAGUGGCUGUCUAUUUUGUCCUACAGGCCUUUCUCAGACCCUUACUAUGGGCUGUAUUAUGUGGAACUUUCUUAUAUCCAUUCAAACGAACAUUGACCAGUGUCUUGAGGAGUUGGCUUCAGGGAUUACAUGAGUCCGGUACCCCUUUUGCCGCCGGAGUGGUCCUUAUUCCGAUCAAAUCUGUCAAUGACAUUUCUGAAAUUAUCAGCAAUACUUUAAUAAAACAUUUCAAGCUAAUUAUAGUUGGAGCUGUUGGAUUACCCUGCCUGAAUUUGUUGUACUAUUUUGGACCGAUCGAUUCUAUCUUUUCAUGGAUUUACAAUUUUUUUUCCUUUCUGUACAAUGUCAUCCAGUGUUUUAGUUCUGGUUGGGUAUGGACUGUCCUACUGGGCUAUGUCAUAAUGAUAGCAUUGUACUGGAAACCAGAAAACAACAACCAACUACAAUAUUUAUCCAUUCCUGUAUGGGUAUUAUUUGUGCUUCAUCUCUGUUCUUCUGCUGGCUCACUCAGUGCACCAAUCUUCAUUCUGGCAGUAGCUAUGCUGGCUAUUGGCUAUGUGUCAGAGGUGAAUCAAGCAAAAGCAGAAAAGGGUGAAAUCUCAGCAGACAAAGAACCUUCUGACAGCCCUAUGUAUGCAGCUUUUGCUAUGCUAACAACUCCAAAGAGUACACCAACAUUACAACGACGUACUCCAAUAGAAGAAUUACCUACAGAGGGGACUUCAACUGAAGCCAGUGGUAGCGGUGAUACAAAAGCAAGCAAAGCCAAGUCUCUUUCUGUUGCAAGUCAACCUCCUCACCAAGAAAGGAAGAAAGUCAAGACUAAUCAGCAUCGUUCUUUAAGUGACCAAUGUUUUAUUGCUCUGUUUUGGGCAUUUGUCCUCGUACGACUUUGGAUGCAUGCAUGGAUUCUUCUACUUAUACCUAUUCCAGUGCUGUUUAUGAUUUUCAAAAAACUCUUGAAACGAUUCAACUGCAAAUUUGGGUGUAUUAGGGAGUGUUGUAAUAAUUGGUUCCAAGCCAGAAGAGAUGUGUUGUUUCCUGCUCCAGUCAGAGGUGUAAUGAAAUUAUUAUCAAAUGCUGACAGAAAAUUGAUCUCCAUUCUUGAACAAUCCUUGGAUAGUGCCACUAGUGUUUUGUUCAUUUUUAUCCUGCUAUUCGGAACAGCCUUGUUUACUGUAUUCUUUGUAUUUCAAGUACACCAAGAAAGUAUGCACCUUGUACAAGUUACAAGCAAUGUUUUGAAUAAAUCUGUCAACCCUGAGAUUAGCCAAUGGCUUCCCAAUGGCAAUGCUAUGCAAAAAGCCAUGGAUAGUAUGGUAGCAAAUGCUUAUUUCUAUGGAAGAGACUGGAUUGCCUCAAAGAUCCGAGAUGCUGUUCAAGGUAGAGGGGGGAACAACACGCAUAUAGAGAAAGAAGUCCUUGAAGUGUGGGACAGACUUUACAAGAGCUGGUUUGAUCGGAAUAACACAAAUCUUGUUGAUAAGCCUGAGAUAUUGGCUGGAGGGAACUUAACUGCCUUAUGGAGCCUGGCAUCCAAACGAAGUGGCUUUGUCAUCACAGAUGUUAUAAACUUUGCUAAAUCUAAUAUUGGAACCUUGAUGUCGAAAAGUUCCAGUGACAAAUUAGAGGCUGCUCGAUUAAAACAGGUGCUGGAAUCAGUUUGGCUGGUGUUGAAAGGCAACGUCAAUUUAGCCUUUUCUUUCGUCACUGCGGUUUUAUCAUUACUGUUUGGUGGAGGCACUGCCCUAUUGAAUUUCAUCAUCUCAGCUGCCAUAUUUUUAACAACACUCUUUUACUUACUGGCAUCCAGUGGCGACCAAUAUAAACCAGUUCAGUGGUUCACUGCAUUUGGUUCACCCAUACAAGGUGGCAACAACAUUGGUCAAGCAGUUGAAGACGCUGUUGGUGGUGUCUUCAUGGCUUCCUUGAAAAUGGCGGCCUUUUAUGGAUUGUACACUUGGUUAACACACACUAUUUUCAGUGUAAACAUUGUAUUUAUUCCAUCCGCUUUAGCUGCUGUGUUUGGCGCAAUACCAUUCCUUGGCACAUACUGGGCUGCCGUACCAGCCGUGUUGGAGCUGUGGCUUGUAAAUAGAGAAGGAUUACAAGCCAUUUUGCUGAUUGUUGCUCAUCUUCUGCCUACCUCUGUUGUUGAUACAGCAAUUUACAGUGAGAUUAAAGGUGGUCACCCAUACAUGACUGGUCUCUCUAUUGCUGGAGGAAUCUACUGCCUGGGCUUGGAGGGAGCUCUUAUUGGUCCGAUCGUACUUUGCUUCCUUGUUGCUGCAAUAAGUAUUUAUGGUAAACUACUCCAAGGAGGUUCAUCUCAACCAGAAGCUGGGACCACACGACCUUCAGGCACUCUCUCUGAUAGCUGUGGUUUGUCCAGAAUUGCUUCUUCCUCUAUAGGAAAUUCGCCUAAUAGUCCUGUAACGGGCAUUUUAGUGCCUUGGCCUCCUGAACUGCAACUACGUCGAUCUUUCAGUACAGACCCAGUGAUGGCCUACAAAUCUAACUAAAAUUCUACACUGCUGCUUUAUCUCUUUCUAACUGAAGCUUGUUAGAAAUAAUAGAUGUAUCUUCUUUGCUUACUCUUUUUUUCUACCUACAUGUUUUGCUUGCUUGUGAACUGAAGUAAUAAGGUUCUUUAAAAUGCCAUUGUUUGAUCAAUUUUGAAGCAGAAACGAAAACAGGAGAACAUCAAAAUAUUUUUCUUGAUCUUCUUUACCUAUGUACUGAAGAAGGAAAAAAUAAGUUUCUCCUUAGCUGGAAGUCUUCUAUUCACAUUACAGCUAGGUAAAGCAAAGAAAACAAUUGUAUUUGUCUGACCAAAAGAAUACGAUAUCAAAGCUUAACGUUUCUUCGAUGAAAUUUCUUUCUUGCUUUAUUUAUGAAUAUUUUGCUGUUUUACAAAAUUUUCCAUUACUUGUGCACACAUACACAUACCUACAAAUCUUUUUCUCUCUCUCUCUCUCUCUCUCUCUCUCUCUCUCUCUCCACUAUUUUAUCUCUUUCUCUUCCUCCCUAUAUGUAAACACAUAUGCAUGCAUACACACACACAAAUACACUUAAAAAAUGUUUAGUAAAGAAACAGAAUGAAUAUUUUGUUGGUUUCAGACACACAACAACAAAAUACAUUAAGUAUGAAAUUUUAAGAAAAAAAGGAAAUAUUUUAUAAUGGCAAGCCAAGUACCUAGAAAAGUUGCCAAGAGAAAUUUUGGCAGGUAAAAUUUCGUUAUUCUGUCAAAAUUGGUUAAUUCAUGUAUUUAUUUCUAAAUUUUGAUUAAAAGGCUUGUCAAUUCUGCUUGCUGCUUAUUUGAAACAUUUCUCACAAGAAAAUUGAUACCUGAAUAAUUUAAGUUUAUUUUUAAUAAAUUUUAAAAUUUCUGUGAUUAUUCUCUUUUCUCUCUCUCUCUCUCUCUCUCUCUCUCUCUCUCUCUCUUUCUCUCUCUCUCUACUUAUCUAUUUGUUUGUUACAAAUACACACAUGCCCACUCAGACACACACAGCUAAAUCAUUAGAUUAUUUUUUAAGUUUGAAAAAAUUAACUGAAAUUUAAUAUGAUCCAUACAUCUAUUUUGAUGACAUAAUGCACCCCCACCCAGCAUCAUUUCACAAACAUUUAAUGUAUUAUCUGUUUUUUAAAUAUUCCUUCAAAAUAUUUCUUGUGGAAUCUCAAGACAAUUUAAACUAUGCAGAAAACAAAGAUAGCUCACUACCGACAUUUUCUUCUGAGCAGGGAACAAUUUUAUCAAAACUUCCAAUUGAACCAUCCCCAUGGAUUUGUUCCUACAUAAAGCUGAGAACAUUGUUUUUUGUUUUCAUUUUGUUCUGUUAUACAAAACUAAUCAUAGAUGUACUAUCAUCAGCUAAAUAUAAAAGUUAAAACCAAAUAAGGUCAAUCAUACAAGGUUUAUUAUAGAAGUUCAGAGUCACCAAAUUAAGUUGUCUUAUUAAAUCUAAGAGGAUGUGUCAGAAAGUAAUGGAAAUUAAAAUUGCAUUGCUUUCUGACUCACUCCCAUAGAUAUAGUAGAAGUAUAGUGAAACUUAGCUACUCUUAAUGAUGACCAUGUUUCUAGUUAGGUUACUUUCUUCUUAGAAUCACAGCUCUAGUAUUAAGAACUCUAUCGUGAUUUUUUUUUAUAUUACUGGAUUUUAUUAAAAUUAGUUUUAGAAUAAUGCCUUGAUUGACCUUAAAUUCAAAUUUAUGACAUUUAAUACUCUAUUAUAUUUUUUAAUAAACUUCAUUUUCAUAUAUUUUUAUUCAUAAAAGUUUAUUCUGUGUAUCAAUGUAUGUCAAUAACAAUAAUAAUUAAAUCUACAACAUCCUUCACUUGUUAAAAGACAGCAUAUGCAAGCAUCCAUGUAUGAUAUAUACAUAUAUAUAUGUGUGUGUGUGUGUAUGUACAGACACACACUCACCAAUGAGUAUGUACAAUAAUGUUAUACAUAAUCAUUUUUCUAUAUGUAUCUAUUAUGUGGGUAGAGCCAGGUAAUGCUGGGAGCAACAGUUUUUGCCAUAUCACCAAUGAAUAUCUAGUAGGUACUGGGGUGGGAAUCACUUUGAAAUACCCAGCUGAGUACAAACCAGAUCUCAUAAUCAGUGGCCUGAUGAGAAUUUUGGACCAUCGGGUUGCAAAACUACUAGAAGCAUCUUGUGAGAUUAAUCCAAGGUGAAAUGAAAACAUUAUUAAAGUAUAAACCAAAUCCAUUAUAAAUGUGAAACUGUUCUUCCAAGCAUAAUCCUUUCAACUCACCUGUACCAUGAGAUGGGGAUAUAGAACUAUCAGUCAUCUGUGUCCCUGUCUCAGACCUCCCUUGCUGGUACCAGAUAGAAAGCUAAACCAGAACAUCUGGUACCAGUUCAAUUAGAUGGUUACCAUAGAAAUUAAAACUACCUCAAUUGAUCCUUAAUUACCAAGAUAACCAUGAACUGGAGGAAUAACCAAAACUGAUAUAAACAUACGUUUUUGAUCACGAAAAUAAACAUGAUUAGAUAAUUUUGUUUUAAAUAAGUUUCACUAAAUUAAUUAUUUUAUUAUUGGUAUUUUAUUAUCCUCAGGUUUUUAUUGAUCUUCUUCAAUAGAAAUUGAUAAAUUUUGUUUGUUUUUUUAACUAACUUUUCAGUAAUUUUUCUAUCAAAAUUAUUUAUCAGUUUUCUUCUGUUGUGUUGCAAAAUGUUUUUUUAUACUACUUAUAUUGUACUAAUACUAACUACUACUACUACUGCAACCACUACCAAAAAUAAUAAUAAUAAUAAUGAUGACGACGACGACAAUAUAAAUAAUGUGUUUUUUCCAUUUUAAAAAUAUUCCAAUAUUAUGUUUUUAAAUAAUUGAUAAUAUAUAUAUACUGAAGAUGAUAAACUAGUCAAUUUCUUUCUGAAUUUUUGUUUACUAUGUAUUUAUUCUAAAUGCCAAAGUAAAAUACAUUUGCUUUGAAAAAUAAUUUAGGUCUGCAAUUAGCUUUACUUAAAGAAGAGAGAGGGAAAUAAUAUAAAAAAUAUAUUAGUAAAAUGCUUUCCUGUUUUCCUUCAUUAAUAUAUUUAUCAGAACUCCUUUAAUGUUAUUUCGAUCUAAUCUGCCAUUAAUUUAUCAUUAAAGGUAAUCUAAUUUAAUCUUUGAUCUUCUACCUGUUCAAUAAACAAGUUUAAAUUGUAAUGUCAUCAAACAGCUCAGUUGAAUAAAACUCCAAUUCUGCUGUUGUAGCCAUUUUCUUAUUUCCUUUUAGAACUUUCUGAAAAAUUCCAGAUUACAUCAUCUUUUGAAACUACAUCAUUAAGCUGUAAUAUACCUUUAUAGAUUUGUUCCUGCUUCCUGCUGGAACCUAUCUUGACUAUUUCAGAUAUUUGUAGAAUGACAAAUUUUUUUCAGAAUAUAAUCAAUACCAAGAUAUUUCUCGAGAAAUUAUUUCUUUUUUAUCAUAUACAGUUAAGACUAAAAUUACUUACCAAAUAUCUGAAAACAUAUAUAAUCAUUAAGCUAGCAUCUCAUUAAAAAUAACUUUAGGAUAGCUAAAAUGUAUCUAGCCUCAGUUCUGUUUUGUUCUCCCCCCCCACACACACACACACACACUUCCUUCUGCAUGGCAGCAUAUAUAAUUGAAAUUCUUUCCUGUGUUAUUCCAUCUGUCUUUCAUUUUAGCUGAUGGCUAUUUGUGUCCAAACAGGUGUAUGUUUCUCUUUUACGUCUGUUGUAAGAAACAGCAAACAAUUAAAUCAUAAUCCCUGCCAUUUUCUACUACCUCACCAUUGAUCUCAGUUUUUUUUUUUUUCAUAUUCUAGUAUUAGUUAAGUGCAUUACCAAAGACGCCAGCCUCCCCCUUUCAUACAUGCACACAUACUUACACAUCUCACACAUAUACAAAUACACACAAAUAUAUAUAUAUAUAUAUAAAAAGACACACACUCACCCCAUAAACCUAUGCACCAACGUACACAGACACACACACAUACACACAUAUUCAUUUACACACAAACACACAUGUACACAGACACACACAUAGUGAGAAUGAAUAAACAUAGAGUGUAAAUUUAUUGUUAUUGUCUGCUUAAUAAAAAGAAAUUUUAUGUUUCUUCCAAUUAAAAGACCCCCUGCAGAUCUGAAAUUGAUAAACCUCUGAGGGAGCUAGUACUUUUUUAAACUGCAUUAAGUUGUUUUUAUUCUUAUCACUGUCAUUGUUGUUGUUGUUGUUAUUAUUAUUGCUAUUAUUAAGGUAUUGAGCUGGCAGAACUGUUAGCAUGUCAAAUAAAAUGCUUAGCAGUAAUUCUGUGUUUUCAACAUUCUGAGUUCAAAUUCUCCCAAAAUUGAUUUUUGCUUUUCAGUGUCAAUAAAAUAAGUACUAGUCAAGUACUGGAGUUGAUGUAAUCAACUUUUCCCACCCCUCAAUUGCUGGCCUUGUAUCAAAAAUUGAAAAGAUUAUUAUUAUUUUUAUUACUACUAUUGCUACUACUGCUACUCAGUAGUUCUAUUUUUACUUUUACUUUCUCUGUACAUCUUGAGUAUUUGCAGUGUUUUGGUUUUCUGUUGUGUUAAUUACUCUUUAUAAGAUGUGUGUUCUACCUGGUGGUGUUGUUUUCUGUAUGCUGUGUACGUAAGUCUUGGUAUUUAUCUGUAAGUAUUUUUAACCCUUCCCAGGGCACUUAUUAUUGUACAAGUUGUCCUAUUUUCAGUUCUCACAUUCUAGUUACCUUUGUUUCUAGAUAUUUUAUAUUUGGAUAUUUUCUCCACUUCAUUUAGUGAUAUUUUUUGUCUGCUGGGACUGAAGUUUUGAAUAGGAGGCACUUCUUUUCCUGGUAGUCCUUAACAAAACAAUAUUGGACUGAUGAACCUUAAUCUCCCUAUGUUGAAGGAUUGGCAUAUCACAGAGUAUGGUAGCUUUCUAUAUGUUUAUACUGCCUCUUAAUAAUAAUAAUAAAACUCAGUAACUGCACUCUUGGAUGCUGAGGACACUAAAUACAUAAAGCAGCUCCAAUACUAACAACCUAUGUCAACCAAGCAAUGCCAAAAUGAAUGAAAACAACCAUAUCACUAAAAGGCAAGGAGAAGAUAAUUGAAACCACCCCUAUUCCCAUAAGAAGAGAAAACCUCUUAUGAAAUCUUCUUCAGGAGAUUCCUUUUCUCCUGUAAUAUUCUGCUUAGUUCUGCUUUCAUUAACAAACAUGCUAACUGAAACAUCACAUCCAAAGCUGAUACAGAUAGCAUUUUCUUACCCUGUAGUUAAGGAAAUGGAUCUAAUACAAAUAGAAAAAAUCUACUUCAGAGUAAAACUGAUGGGACUAGUAAAAUACUAAGAAACUAUCAAAGCUACCAAAAAGAAAUUGAUUUGUGUAAUAAGGAAACAAAGAAAAUAUAAACUUUUAUAUAUAAGGAAACAAAAAAGUACUAAUUACCAAACCAUUACUAAAUAAAAAGAUUUAGAUAAAACAAUAAAAAAGGUUGUAAGGGAAAAAGUCAAACAGAAUUUUAAAAAUAUUCUGAAGAAGAAAAUAUAACCAUAAAAACAAUUCAUGGUCAACACCUCACAAGACUUGACAAAAGAGAAGUAAGCCAGAGUGGAAAGUCAAAAACAGAAAUUACCUACCCACAAAUAAUUAUGUUAACAUAAUAAUGAAGAAAGAUGUUAACAUCAAGUCAAGGCUAUUCAAUCAAUACAAGUUCAUUGACCACAUCAUCUGUGGUGCCCAGUUCUUGCCAAGUCAUGGUAUAUUCAUUGAUACAAUCAAGUCAGCAGCUUUGUAUACUGUGUAAUAUGCAAACAGUUUGAUAUGAAAAUGGAUUAAACAUGUUACAUAACAAUUUGAUCACAAUCAUUUGAAAUAUGCUUGUCUAGACUGACAAGAUGUUUGAAGAAAACUGUCCAAACACAAUUAUCUAGGACUGGAGCAAAAAUGCCUGUUUUCUGAUAUCUCAGUCCCUUCUGACCAAAACAUUAUCUGAAAAGAGGGUGAGAAAAUGUCACAAUACAAGGGGCUUGAAAAUGAAACAAGUAGGACGUAGGGCAUGAAAGUGAAAACAAUAAUAAUAGUUGGAGACUAGACAUGAUAAACAAAAAAUAUGAACAGAAACAUACAAAUGAUACCAGAACUCAUUGCUUUACACACUGUCUAAAGAUAGUCCUGCUAGACACAGCUCAUAAAUUAUGCAAGACACUUUCAGUUCACAACUCAAGUAGGACACAAAAUGUACUCUAUGCAAUCAUUACUGAAUAUAACAAUAUAGCUCACACAACACAAGAUCUACAUGAUCACCAGCCAAUAGAAUAAUGCAAAACACACUCUUACAUAAUCAAUACUCAACACUAUAAUACAACUCAUAGUUACUCUACACAACAGACAAAACACUAAUGCAACACCAGAAACAACUGUAUUAAUCUCACAACGAAGAAAACCUGAUGUAUUAUAUAAACACUAUUCUACAUUUCCAGAAGACAAUGCUGCACACACCUCAGGAACAUUGGCAGUAUACCUGAUAGUGCAGCAGAAAUUUGCAUUAAAAUGUUGAGAUAAUAAUAACAACAACAACAAUAUUGUUAAAAAAUGUUUAAUUAGAUAUCUAGCCUUAGAUAUAAAUGAGAAGUGGUGAUAUCAUGCCUUUCACAAAGACAAAUGUAGAACUGGAAAUUGAAACAGAUUGACAGAUUCCACUCAGAAUUUAUCAAUACACUAUUAUAGUGUCUACUCCUCAAACAACUACAACAAUACAGAAAACAAAACAAACCCUGAUUAUAGAUGUAACACAAAACUAGCUUCCCAUUUCCCAAAAUGACAAUGCUGCAUACACUUUACUAACACAGAAUUGCAGCUGAUAUUGCAGUAAAAACUUACAUGAAAUUACUGAAAAUACAUAAUAGUAAUUUCUUUGGAAUAAUAAUAAUAAUAAUGAUGAUGAUAAUAAUAAUAAUAAUAAUAAUAAUAAUAAUAAUAAUAAUAAUAAUAAUAAUAAUAAUAAUAAUAAUAAUAAUAGUGUGUCUACUUAACAAUCAUAGAUAUAUACAUUAGUAAAACAUAUCUGAAAUACUGAACCACUCUGAAUUUUAAAAAAAUAAUAAAUUUUAUAUUCUAAUCUACCAAUUCCAAAAUAAAGUAAAAUAGAUAUGUUUCUUACUAUCAUAUCAAUAUUGUUAGAAGCUUUCAAAAUUAUCAAGUUAUCUGGCUAAAAUAUUGGCAAACUUACUAAUUAUAUUUUAUAUCAUUCAUAAAUAUUAUUUUUUUUAUUGACUAACUAAAACCUCAUUGCUUUGAUAUGAUCUCAGAGACAGAUUAUUUUUAACUAAUGAAAUGUUGUCUAGAAAAUAUUUUAUAGUAAAUAAACUACAAGUUUGUUGUUUCAUCAUCAUUGUUGUUGUUGGUAUUGACAUAAGGUUGGGAGGGUGCACCAACCAUUUGAAUUAAUUACUUAGGUGUGGCUGUGAAAAGUUAGAUGUUCCUUUUUCUUUUCUCUAUUCUGACAUCACAGAUAAAUGAUAGAUAACGAAAGUGUUAACCAGUUUCCUCUGCUAGAUUCAUUUAUAUUAUAAAUUUAUUUCCAUCAACUUAAGUUAUAUUCAGAAAUAAAAAUGGCUGGCCAUUUAUUCUGAUCAUGAGUACAAGAUUUUAAACAAUUUAAUCCUUUUUAUAUUAAUCCUUGUAUCAACCCACCGGAGACUACCUGUUUCUAUGAUACAAAAACCACCUUUUUAAAAUGAUUAUAUUUAUAUUAAAUCUUCCAUUAUAAUUUUAUGUAGGAACAUGUUUGCUAAGUUGUUUCCAAGCAUCAGAUUAACAAUGACUUUUUCUUAAUUUAUUAAUUCCCUCCACAUUCUUGGAUUAUUUUCAAAACUGAUUGAAACAUACGUUGUAUUAUUAGAAAUAUUAUAACAAAAGUGUUCAGUUUCACAUUAGCUAUGAAACCAAAGGUGCUAGAUUCCAUACCCAAUUAAAAGAAAAAUGAAAAUGUCCUUUAGAAUUGUUGUUGUUAUUGUUUAGCCCUAGGUUGGUCCUGAAUGAGCAGAUCUAUGAUCAAAGCUAUCUUAUCUGUAAUCAUAUAAUCCAUUUUUGGACUUUGUAGGACUUCAUAAUCAAAUACGUAGUGAGAUUUGAUGGAGAUUUGGUCAUUAUUUCUCACAGGUUAACCAAAUACAUAGGCUCAUUCUUUAUUUAGACUGUUAUAAAUUUGGUAAAAACUAAGAGUCAAUGUGAAAUCAAAGAGUUAGAAAAAUAUAAUAUAGCUAAAGUUUAGAAAAUACAUUAAUUGAUAAAAAGACAUUCAAUAGUUGAAGUGCACACACAGACAAUAACAGCCAAUAUCAAAACAUUAGAAAAUAGCUAAGAAAUUAUCGGAUACUUGAUUGUUUUUUCCUUUUCAAAUGGUUUUUAAUCAUUUUUAACGAUUCUAUCGAUUUUCUUUUGUUUUUUUCUUCAAGUCUAGUCUCUUUUCUUCAUUGAAGAAUGAAACAGUAGUGAGGUAGAUUAUCCUAUAAUCACUGAUUUCUUGUGAAGUCUUUUAUUUCCUUCUCAUUUGCUUUUUUUUUUUUUUUUGAGGUGGGGUGGCAGGUGAUGGGCGUAAAAUCCUCAAAUGGAAAAUAUAGGAGAUUAUCUUAUUGUAAACUAUGAGAAAAGCUUGGAAAUGUGAUAAAUGUUAGACUUAUUUUUGCUAUAUUUUCUUUUGCUACUUUGUGAUUUUUUUUUUUUUGCAUUUUUUAAAAUAUUUUUUCAGUGCAUGUUUCAGAAAUAUUUAUAAUUGAAGUGUAUGCUGUCUGUUUUGAAAUAAAUAAAAAGGAAUGUUAUAAUUUUGCUUUUUAAUGUCCCUGAAUCAAUCCUGUAUGAUUAUUUGAUGCCUUAGCUUACAGAUGAAGCUGUGUUUCUAAUUUUUAUCUUCACAAGCUUUAAUAUAAUAUAUAUAUAUUAACAAAUUGUUCAAAUGUAAAUUUCUGUGUAAAAGCACAUGUUUAUAAAAAAAAUAUUGACUGCGCAAA